AUGAAAAAUUUCUCUGACUUUUUAUCUGAAAAUUUACAAUAAGAUAACAUAUUGAAACCAAAACCUGAUUAUUCAAAGUAUCAUUUUUGGGGAUUCUACUUUUCUGCAAGUAGAUGUACUCCUUGUAGAUAAAUUACAGGAAUGUUAAAAAAUUUCUAUGAAGAAAUAAAAAAGAUAUAGAAUUUUGAAAUUAUUUUAGUUAAUCAUGAUGAACAUGAAGGAGAUUUUAUUAAAUAUUAUUAGAAAAUGCCAUGGCUAGCAAUUUCAUGGUCUGAAAAUAUUGCCAUAAAUUAAUUAACUAGAAUAGGCAAACCCUAAACAAAUACCACAUUUAUGCAUUUUAGAUUAAGAUGGGAAUUAUAUUACAUGUGA
Molecule: messenger RNA, 372 nt
Organism: Paramecium primaurelia
Lineage: Eukaryota; Ciliophora; Oligohymenophorea; Peniculida; Parameciidae
Source: the annotation of a GenBank genome assembly